Molecule: messenger RNA, 876 nt
Organism: Gryllus bimaculatus (two-spotted cricket)
Lineage: Eukaryota; Metazoa; Arthropoda; Insecta; Orthoptera; Gryllidae
Source: the annotation of a GenBank genome assembly
AUGGAAGAUGGCGCGAGUGAGAUGGUGAUGGGGGGUGUGGUGUGGUGUGGGCUGUGGUGGUGUCUUGGUGGUGGUGGUGUUGGUGUGUGGUGGGGGGUGUGGGUGGGGUAUGGCGAGGUGGGUGAGGUGGAUUAUUUGAAUGAUCGUAGAGGUGUUGGUGUUAGAAGUCGUUCGACUGUCGACAGCGGGUGUUUGUCUGAGCUGGCUGUUGCCUUGAUGGGGGUGGUGGAGACGGAGCGGACGUGGCGGCUGGCGACAGAGACUCGGAGUUGUGUGCUGACGGCUCGCGCUUACCGACAAGGGUCUUGGUCUAAGCGAGUUCUGCCGGCGCGACGCUCACCUACCCGCUGGGGGCGCGUGGCCUACGCGCUCGGACUUUCGGCGCAGCGCCUCCAUCUUCGCCGUGUGCUGCUGCGCGCGCCAGCGCGCGGGCCAGAGCGGCGCCGCGUGGACCAGAAUGGCGGCCUUGGCAGAUGGCGGGCUCCGGCGGCGCACCAGAGCGAACGGAAGUCAAGGGUGCGCGAACGAAGGGGAUGGGGGAACAGGCGGGAGAGGCCAUCGGUGGCGGACAACAUCGGAGGCGUCUGCGAGAGCUGCAUUCACGGCGACUGGACAGAGGAUGAAAUUGACUUAGAGGGACUGAAGGUCGAGAGGACGCCUGCUAAACGUCUUUCUCACGCGUGUAUCCUCCCGGCGCAUCUUGUGGCUUCGUGCGCGCGGUUGCCGGCGAGGAUUGAUGCGGCCAUUUCGCCGUCGCGUAGGCGUCGAAUCCAACGAUGCUUCAAUGAACCCAAGGCUUUCUAUGGAGACAGUGAUCACCAGCCUGGAGAGGAGCCUCAAAGACUGAAUGACAGCCAAGAUAGCAGCUGAAUCGCC